UUCGAUUAAGAAUCGAUGGGGGUGUGCUGCAGGUGAGGGACAAUCCCAGCGCCUCGCUCACUUCUUCUCUCUCUUACUCCCAAAAAUCCAGCAUUGGCUCCUUCCUUUUCUUCUCCAAAUCCAGUUUCAUCACGUCGCAGAUGCUCUCCUUUCUUUUCUUCCACAAAUCCAGGUGUUCUCCUUCCUCUUCUUCCCCGAAUCCAAUGUCAUCGCCGCCGACGCUUUUCUUUUUUUCUUUUCUUCUCCAAAUCCGAUCGCCGACGCUCUCCUUCCUCUUCUUCCCCAAAUCCAAUUUCAUCACCGCCGACGUCUUCCUUCCUCUUCUUCUCUAAGCAUAGCGACUGCCGGCCUGCCUCCACCAUCCUAGGGUCUGCGGGAGAAGGUUUGCUGAUGAGGGAAUUGGAAUGAAGUUUGGUGAUGAGGGAAUUGACGAAGGGUUUUUUCAGAAAGCCACUGUAAGAGAAUUUUACGCCCAUAGUGGAAAACAUCAUUCGACUCGCUGGCUUCGGUUGACACAUCGGCGGGAAGGGCUCAAUUGAGGCAAGAGCCAUUGUUAGUGCUCUGAGCCCCCACAAACAGGUUCUCCCACUUCCUUCCUUCUUCCUCAGUUCCUCUCAUUUCUUUCCUUUUUUUUCUUCCAACCUCGGUCCUUCUCCUCCUUUCCUCCUCUUCUUUUUCUGUGCGCCUGCCUGCGGCCUGCCCCUGCCAUAGUGAGAUAGAAAAAAAAAAAAAAAAAACUAAACCACCGGUUCAAAUCGUAAACCGGCGGUUUGAACCGGCGGCUUGCGGUUUGAGAAAAUCCCAAACCAAAGUCUAACCGUCGAAACGACGGUUUCGGUUCGAUUUGUGUCCGGUUUCGGUUCGAACCGUAACCGCCGGUUCAUAAACCGUCGAAGCGGAGGUUCGAAACCGAAUGGGCAAGUCUAACUAUUGGUUUAAAACCGACAAACCGGCGGCGGUUCGAAAGAACAAGAAAAUAAAAGAAAGUAGCAUAUCUUAUUAUUUGUCGUCAUUAUUUCUUAAAAAAAAGAAACGUACACCGCAUACUCGAAAUCUAUAUAUAUAUAUAUAAAAAAGGAGAUCCUCGUCGACUACAAUUGUUUUCCUAGAUCCGCCAUUGAUUUCCACCUCUUCCGCUUCCCCUCUCUAGAUCUGAAAAGAGUUUAUUACAUUUGGAUUGCAGUUGAAAAGCGACUCAGAGACUAUGGCUGCAAGGAAACCCGGCGUAAUUGCUCUCUUCGAUGUUGAUGGCACUCUUACUGCUCCUCGGAAGGUAGCUACUCCAAAGAUGAUUGAGUUUAUGCAAAACCUCAGGAAGGUUGUUACUGUUGGUGUGGUUGGAGGUUCUGAUCUUGUCAAGAUAUCUGAGCAGCUUGGAGAAUCAGUUAUUAAUGACUACGACUAUGCGUUUUCUGAGAAUGGCCUUGUGGCUUACAAGGGUGGAAAGUUAAUUGGGACACAGAGCUUGAAGUCGUUCCUUGGAGAGGAAAAGCUCAAGGAAAUCAUUAACUUCAGUCUCCAUUACAUUGCUGAUUUGGAUAUUCCCAUUAAAAGAGGAACAUUUAUUGAGUUUCGAAGUGGGAUGCUUAAUGUUUCUCCGAUAGGAAGAAACUGCAGUCAGGAAGAGCGAGACGAGUUUGAAGAGUAUGACAAGAUUCACAAUAUUCGUCCUAAAAUGGUUGCUGUGCUACGGGAGAAGUUUGCACAUCUUAACCUAACCUUUUCCAUUGGGGGACAAAUCAGUUUUGAUGUUUUCCCUCAAGGAUGGGACAAGACGUAUUGCUUGAGAUACUUGGAUGAAUUUCCUGAAAUUCACUUCUUCGGAGACAAGACCUACAAGGGGGGAAAUGACUAUGAGAUCUAUGAAUCAGAAAGAACUGUUGGUCACACAGUUACUAGCCCAGAGGACACUGUAAAGCAGUGCACGGCUCUGUUUCUGAGCUAGGUAAGGUAAGAUUGCCGUUGGCGAACCAGUGUUCAUCUUGGACAUGAAAAAUAAUUUGGUUUCGAGAGGGAGGGUACACUACACUACAGGUAACUUAAGAAUUCAACAAGUUUAUUUGUGAUGCCUUUUAUGAAAUUAUAAUUGAUGUAUUGUACAAUUUGAUAUUUAUCAUUGAAAUUGUAAAAUGGGCUGCUAUCUCAA
Andrographis paniculata is the source of this 2146-nucleotide messenger RNA. RefSeq names its product phosphomannomutase. Gene Ontology annotation, biological process: GDP-mannose biosynthetic process; protein N-linked glycosylation; mannose metabolic process. The transcript is spliced from 12 exons. The record is from RefSeq and is a predicted model, not a curated record. Gene Ontology annotation, cellular component: cytosol. Lineage: Eukaryota; Viridiplantae; Streptophyta; Magnoliopsida; Lamiales; Acanthaceae. Bases 1205 to 1945 code for a protein of 246 amino acids. Gene Ontology annotation, molecular function: phosphomannomutase activity.